Penicillium angulare is the source of this 762-nucleotide messenger RNA. RefSeq lists its product as uncharacterized. NCBI's taxonomy places the organism in Eukaryota, Fungi, Ascomycota, Eurotiomycetes, Eurotiales, Aspergillaceae. The record is from RefSeq and is a predicted model, not a curated record. The transcript is spliced from 2 exons. The coding region runs from base 1 to 762 and encodes 253 amino acids.
AUGGUAUGGGUCACGCACAUCAAGAUAGGGCGAAUUCAAAAUGCCUCCAGGGGCCGCCGCGACCGAGCGGGCGGCAACACCCGAGCUGACCGAGCAAUCGGCGGCACCACGGCACCGCAGCCACUGCGAACCUCAAAUCGACCAAUCAGAGUUCCUGUAUCAUACUCUCAGGAGCAAGAGAGGGACGCCGCUAGCAGACGCCAGAGAAAGAACCAACCGGAACCUCACCAACACGAGAGUGCAACAGCGGGACACGUUGCGCCUACACCUGACCAAACGGACCCAAUUCUACGAGCGAUUCUAGAAGCCUUCGGGAAGAUUGAGACCUCAAACAAAUACUUUCACCAAGAGAUUGAAGCGAGACAUGUGGAGAGGUCCAGAUUCCAGUCUCAGAUCACCGAGCUUCGUAACGAGCUGUGCCGGAGGGACGAAAGAUACCAAGAGGAGAUAAAGAGGUACAAGGUUGCACUGGCGGAGAUGCAGGAGAAGGUGGAGGAACUCAAACAAACGGCUCUGACAGCCAAUCUGACAGCAUGUACCUGUAAUGGUCACUACGAAGAGCUGCGGGCGGAGCGACUGGAGCUCCACACCGUGGUGACCAGCCCGAGCAUAGGCCGGAGCUGGGCAUCGAUUAUGUCUCAGCCAUCGGUAGUGCCGUCGAAUACCUGGGCUGUGCGCUCGAGCCUCGGUCUCUCGGCUGUCGUCCUGGACGUACGAUCAGCAAGUGACGAAAUCAAAGCGUUGGUUGACGACCCCGUAUAA